This is a messenger RNA of Drosophila ananassae, 961 nucleotides long. RefSeq lists its product as uncharacterized. Lineage: Eukaryota; Metazoa; Arthropoda; Insecta; Diptera; Drosophilidae. The transcript has 3 exons. The annotation marks the transcript as partial. The record is from RefSeq and is a predicted model, not a curated record.
AAUAUAAAUUUGUGUUUUAAGGAAGCUGUGGUCUUCAAGUUGACCAAUGCCGUCUGCGUGAGCCACAAUGAGUCCUGGUUCAUUUUUCAUCACUGUCGUCUGAAGGCUGUCAGUCGAAACAAGAUUGUCUUGAACCUAAACGGUACUGUUCUUCAUCCGGCUUAUAAAAUCAGUGCUCACGGAAAGAUGUUCAAACGGGAAAAUGGCUAUAAGCCAUGGCUAAUUGACACGAAAAUCGAUAUCUGUCGCUUUCUUAAGACAAAUUAUGACCCAUUUACAAAACUAGUAUAUAAUCUUUUUAAGGAAUUUACAAACUUCGACCAUCCCUGUCCAUAUGUGGGUUUGCAGUAUGUGAUGGGCUUUUACCUAAGGCCCGAACUAUUAAUUCUUCCCUUUCCGAGUGGCGACUACAUGCUGAUGAUAAGGUGGUUUUUUAACAACAAACUUACGUUCGACACAAAUGUCAGUUUUGUAUUCACUGAGGAUCUUUUUGCUUGAAUUGAAUAUAUUAUUUGUAAAAGAAACAAUGCACUUUCUAUUCGGUGGUAUAGAGUUAUUAGCUUUGGGCAGAGCAGCAGUAAGGUCGGUUCCUUGAAUGUCUCCUCAAGGCCGUGUUCAACAUGAGUGGAACUAUUCUGCACCCAGCCUAACGCACCAGAUUGUACUACCAGACUUUUAAGGAGGAAAGUGUGAACAAGUCAUCGUUUACAACAUGUUUAAGGAUAAUUCGGUCUUGGAAUAUCCACAGGAAUUUAUUUUUCGUUUUGAGGAAUAGUACUGUUGUCGAAUAAAAACAUUACUAUGUGCGAAACAUUUGCGUGAAAGUUCCAUUUAUUUCUUGAUUGGUUUUCGACGAAAAGUUUAUGAGAUAUUUUUUUCGAUAAAAAUUUACGUUUAUGAGAUAUGGAAUUUGUAAUUUAUAAAAUUAUCCUGUAUGUUUUUAAAUAAAGGGACAUUAAUA